CCGGCCUUGUCCCCGGCCUUGUUCUGCCUGGUUGAGACACACCUUUGUACUCUCGCUACCGUCCUGCGACUCUCCGCCGUUGUUUCUCGCAGUCGACGAGUAACUUAUUUGAGCGGCCUACUUGACUUCGUGACGAUCCUUCGCGCUUGGCGGUACCGCGUUUGCUCGUUAUCACGCCUUGCCACGCUCGGCAGGCAUGCCCGCACCCAAAGCCUCCUUACUCUUCCACCCCAAGAAGAAGAAGCCUACAGCGGGCAAACCCACGAAUGGAGUUAUUGUCAACUCCCCUCCGAAGCCCGUGACGAGGCCGCCGCCACGGCCCAAACCGCAGGAGAACGACGAGCUCGACAGUCGCGCGCAGCUCCCGACCAGCCCGUUCACCGACUACAAACUGGUAUCCACUACGCUCGAAGGAUGGAAGUACGAUGUGAUGAAGCUCGAGUCGCGCAAACCCGUGAAGCUCGAGGAGUGGCCGCGACCCGUGAAGCUCAACCGCAAGGAACCACGACGGGGCGAUGACUCGGCGGGGCCCUCCCCGCAGGUUCCGGUUCAAGCUAUGCUGGGCCCGGAUGGCAAGCCCGUGAUCGGCGCUGAUGGGCGGAUCGUCAUGCUUGACGCCGAUGGGCGGCCGAUACACAACACGCAGAACGGGUCGCAGGAGAAGGAGAAACCGAGGACAGGCCCGAAGAAGUUCCAGAAGAAGACGAGGCAGGUGUUCCUGGUGCCCGAGGCGACGAGGCAGCUGAGAAAGGAGGAACGGUACCCGUGGGUGAUGGAGGAUUCGACGGGGAGGGAGGUGUGGGUGGGUCAGAUGGAGGAGGUGGCGAAGAGCGAGACGCAUGCUCUGCUCGUCCCGAGCGAGGGCAACCAGUUCAAGUUUGUCCCCGCCCAUCGAUGGUACAAGUUCCAAAAACGGCCGCACUACAAGAUCCCCGACUUGGAGGAGGCGGAAGCUUUGAUGUCGCAGAUACAGAAGAACAAAGACCCAGAACGUUGGCUGUUAGCGCGGCGUAACGGACAGGGACCUUCGUCCGCAACUGCGGCAGUGUUCAAGGCGGAAGCAGAAGGGCGAACGCUCGACGGCUCACUCGUCUAUAACUCUCAGUCCAGCCUGGGGCCAGGUGGCAGAAAACUACGAGCUGUGGACAGGGAGGACCCCACCUUAUUUGGGGGAGAUGACGAAGUGGAUGGUGAUCAUUGGAAGCGCAAGAGGGAUAAGGAGCUCGGCGGAGAAGGUGACUUGGAUGAGCUGGACUUUGAGGAGACCUUCGCCGAUGACGAGGAGAAAAUGGACGCCGACGAUAAGGAAGAUGAAGAGGCUAAAGAACUCGAGGAACGGCUCAAGCGCGAGUACAAAACUGCAAAUAAGACUCGGGAAGGCUAUGUCGACGAUUCAGACGAUGACAUCGAGGACCCAGCACUGAGGAAGCAAGUGAAAGACAUGAAGAAGCUUCUUGUUGGGCGUGAAGGCGCUGAGGACUACGAAAGCGACGAGGAAGGCAAUCCUUACGCCAGCGAGGACGAAGAGGAGGAGGAGGAAAAGAAGGAUGAGCCCAUCUCCACGAUGUCCACUGGACCCGCCGCCCAAGCCGAAGAAGAUGCUGCCAAGUCGCGGGCAGAGACGCCAGCGAGCAAACCGGACACUCCACGAGGUCGCAACGGGUCCUUGCCGAACUCACGCGCGACUUCGCCUGUCGGACAUGGCGGUCAUUCCAUCGUGGCGAAACGGGCUACGAGCCCGAAGGCGCCCAAGCUCAAGACAAAUGGCGGCAGUCGCGCCACGAGUCCGCUAGCGGGUUCGGCAAGCCGAGCAACGAGUCCUGUCGCGUCGGGUAGCCGUGCCGGCAGUCCGGUGGCGCAAAGCCCCAGCGGACCAAGACAGGGGAACAAGCGCAAGGCCGACGAUGGUGUAUCCGCUGCUCCGUCGCCAGGCGCCGGAGGCGGUGACGGCACAGGUGGACAGCCCAAGGCCAAGAAGCGCAAGGCGGUGGGCGAGCUCAACGAGCAGAUGGUAGUUGACUGGCUCAAAGCGACGCCUACGCCGAAGAUCCGCGACUGCAUCUCUCAUUUCACUCCGUACUUGAGCACGCCGGAGAUCAAGAAGAGGUUCACGCAGAUCGUGAAGGAGGUGGCGAGGGUCCGAGACGGGCAGAUGGUGCUCAAGCCGCGUUACGCUAACGGCAGUUCAGCGCCGUCGCCUUCUCCUGUUCCGGCCGAGGCGAGCUAGAGUGUGUUGAGGUGUUUCUGUCCGUGUAUUUUUAACGACUGUACUGUGCAAUGCGCUCGGUAGCCUAGUUAUAUCCAUUUGGGUCGUGCAUGGAAGGACGUGCGCGCCAAUCUGC
Punctularia strigosozonata HHB-11173 SS5 is the source of this 2342-nucleotide messenger RNA. RefSeq lists its product as uncharacterized. Bases 197 to 2227 code for a protein of 676 amino acids. The record is from RefSeq and is a predicted model, not a curated record. NCBI's taxonomy places the organism in Eukaryota, Fungi, Basidiomycota, Agaricomycetes, Corticiales, Punctulariaceae. The transcript has 4 exons. Gene Ontology annotation, cellular component: transcription factor TFIIF complex; nucleus. Gene Ontology annotation, biological process: transcription initiation at RNA polymerase II promoter; positive regulation of transcription elongation by RNA polymerase II. Gene Ontology annotation, molecular function: DNA binding; TFIIF-class transcription factor complex binding; RNA polymerase II general transcription initiation factor activity.